This is a messenger RNA of Rangifer tarandus platyrhynchus (Svalbard reindeer), 519 nucleotides long. The record is from the annotation of a GenBank genome assembly. Lineage: Eukaryota; Metazoa; Chordata; Mammalia; Artiodactyla; Cervidae.
AUGAAGGUGCGUUUUGAAGGUGUGAUUCCGAUGGUGGGAGGGCUGGGAAGAAGGCAGGACUCUAGAGGCAGAACAGCCAAGCCCAGUGGGGCUCUGUCUCAGGAUGAAAGCCAUUUGACACUCCCUGGGUCCACAAAACAUCUCACCAGAGGAGUCGGGGGUGGGGGGUGGGGGUGGGGUGGAGACAGGUGGCUGUGGCAGAUGACAGGAGGGUUCAAGGGAUGGGACAAGGUGGAGGCCACUGGCAAGGAGAUACGGAGGAGGAGGAUGCCAUGUACUAGUGGGCAUCUAGGGGGUGGGGGUGCCCUGGAAUGGAAUUUAGGGGGCAGCAGGAUUCAGAGAAAACAGCCCCAGGGCUUGGCUGUAGUUCCUGCCUGCUCCGGCUUUUUCCUGAACAAGUUGGAGCAACACAGUAAUAAUUUUCAUAGCAAGUUCCUUUCACUGGGUGUUGCACAUGCUACCAGUGCCCCUUCUCAAGCCCCCAGGUCUACGUGGAGGUCACCUGCUGGCAGCCCCUGA